Talaromyces rugulosus is the source of this 1485-nucleotide messenger RNA. RefSeq lists its product as uncharacterized. The record is from RefSeq and is a predicted model, not a curated record. The transcript has 5 exons. The coding region runs from base 1 to 1485 and encodes 494 amino acids. NCBI's taxonomy places the organism in Eukaryota, Fungi, Ascomycota, Eurotiomycetes, Eurotiales, Trichocomaceae.
AUGACCGAUUUUUUAGUCCAGCUGGAAGAGGGAGAGUUAGGUAUCUGGUUAAUGGAUGGUUACAUGCCAAAAAUCUUUUGGGAUACUCUUGAAGACUCCAAGGUGGUUUCGUCCGAUGAAAGGCUUGGUGACCCAAGUGUUACAGUGGCCCAAUUUCACCCUAUACAUAGCCGCCGUCAGGAAGUAAAUACCUUGAAGAAGUGGAUUGCUGAAGAGAAUGAAGACCCACAAGGUCCAAUCUCCGCAGUCAAAAACCUUGAUGAAGCGUCAGUCGUGGAAUUGGAUUUCGAACUUGCCUCUCUGGAGCUGCGAUUCCGGGAUAUCGUUGUUAGCAGAUUAAAAGGAACGUCCGGAUGGAAGCGAGAAAUGAAAUCACUUCCACUAUUUCAAUUGAGAAACAUGCGCGCUAGUCAGCUUUCGGCUCCGUUUACGAUUGGAGAUGCAUCCGAGAGUGAGGGAACUCCCCAAGUGUGGGUUGCCAUGUACUCAGACGAGCAUGGGCAGGUGCGACAAGCAUCCAACACUGGGGCCGAGUUUUUCGAUCUCCAAGUUCAGACACGUUUCCUUGAUUUCGCUCUGGUCCAUCAGAAUGAAUCCAUGCAGCCAGUCCCAUUGAAUAUUGGCAACAAGGAUGAGGUGAACACGUUUUACUUUGAUGCUUUCGAUCGCUUACAGCAGUCAAAUUGCCGUGGGAUCGCCGUGGAGUUAAUCAAAGCCGUUGAACCGCGGAAACAGGCCAUGCACCCUUACAGAUCAGGCGAGGAAACAAAGCCUGGCUGGUGGCCUGCUGAUGUUCCACAUAAAGAACCAGCUCACCUUCGCAAAGAACGUAGGUUCAGCCCCCAUUUGAAAGCCUAUUCACUUACAGAUCUAGAUCGAAUGAAAUUGCUUCUUCACAUCAUGCAGGAUCUUCAUCUCCCCAACAUCAAUGCAGAAAUACUCCACGAAGCUGCCAAACGGGCUGUAAUUCAACCCCCGGAGAAAUCAAAAUUACUCGACCAAGUGUUUCGCGUUCGAAAAAAGGCAGAAGAGUUGAUGAUGUGUCAGAAUGAUCCGACUGUCUUCGAUGGAAGUGAAGCAAAGCCGAAACAUCUAAAGAGAGAAUACUCAGAGGAUCCCGCACUGCAGCCAAGUUCUUAUACAUCCGAGGACACGAACUAUAAGAGGCGACGGUGGCAAACAAGCCAAUUGGAUCAUGCCGAUUCGAUAACCAGCACACCCGGAGAAACAGUUGCCUUUCCCCAAGGAGCCUUUGAAUACGGGAACAAUGCAUCUUCCAGACUUGUGAAUCUCAACGAACAAGCUCCUCUCCACCAUUCAGUGCAAUCGCUAUCGUGUUCCCAAGAUAUUGUGCCCCAGCCAACCAGCUACCAUGCAUUCACACCAUUUUAUGGUUCUCAGUACCCCACUUACGGUGCAUCUCAAGCGCUGCUUCCCACAGGGCCAUCCGUGGACUUUUACCAGCGUGCGCAUGCACAGCCAUAA